CCAGAUGCUGCUCGGAAAGAAGGAGGGACGGCGGCUUUUAGGGUUGCAGAGCCUCGCGCGUGUUCAGAGUGGCUCGGGAAGUCGGCGUGAUCUCGGAGGAGGUCCGUGUUGAGGAUGGCCAGGAGGAUGUUGAUAGCCUGUGUGCUGGCUGCUGUCAUUUGUCAGGUGGGGAGUGCUCAACGUGUUCGGGAGAUCCACCCGUGGAGGAGCCAAGGCAAAGGAGCGGUGGUCAGGGUGAAGAGAGACUGGAUCAUCCCUCCAAUUAGAGUUCUGGAAAACAGCAAGCAGGUCCCAGAAAACCUGGUCCAGAUCAAGUCGGACAAAAUCUUCACAGGCGAGGUGAUCUAUAAGUUGGAAGGCCCGGGCGUGGAUCAGCCACCCAAGAAUUUCUUUGAGAUUGAUGACAAGUCGGGAGUCAUCAGAAGCAAGCGUCCGCUGGACAGAGAGAAGUACACAAGCUUUAGCUUGAAAGCUUUCGCGCUGUCGUCCAGUGGAGAGAGACUGGAGAACCCUACCACCAUUGAAAUUGUAGUACUGGACCAGAAUGACAACAGACCGGCCUUCACCCAGAAACAGUUCACCGGGGCCGUCUCGGAGUUCUCGGUGCCGGGCACAUCGGUCAUGUCGGUGUCAGCCACGGAUGCGGACGACCCGCUGACGGAAAACGCCUUUCUCAGCUACUCCAUCAUUGGCCAAGAGAGCAUCCCAGCCAACGCCAUUACCAAGACCAUGUUUGGGAUCAACAACGAGACGGGAACCAUCUACACCAGAGACGUGGGCCUUGACAGAGAGGUGGUCAAGACCUUCAGGUUAAUGUUACAAGUGGCUGACAUGGGCGGUAUGGGGUUGACCAGCCAAGGUGUGGCCAUCAUCCACGUGUCCGAUAUCAACAAUCAUGCGCCGCAGUUCCACCCCAGCUCGUACGCCAUGACGGCAGUAGAGAACAGAAUAAACGCCGAGAUCGGACGUGUCAACGUGACGGACGCUGACGAUCGCGGGACGGGGAACUGGGAGGCCAAAUAUUUCAUCUCCAACGACCCUGGCAAAAACUUUGCCGUCACGACGGACAGCGCCACCAACCAGGGCAUUCUGAUGGCGGUCAAGCCCCUGGAUUACGAGGCCCAGAAGGAGCACAUUGUCUUUCUGACAGUGGAGAAUGUCAAUCCUCUGAGCGACAAGGCUCCCAACUUGCCAGCGAGCGGCGCCAUGGUGGUGGUGACGGUCGUCAACGAGAACGAAGCGCCGCAUUUCAGGGAGGACCCCAUCCGCAUUGUCGUUCCUGAAUCCGUGGCUCCUGGAACGCUCUUGAAAAGCAACAUUGCCUUUGACCCCGAUAAUUCUGACCUGAGGUACGAGAUCAGCAGAGAUCCCGAGAGGUGGCUAACCAUCGACAGACAUACAGGAGACAUUUCUGCAAAGAGAACCUUCAACAUGCGAUCGCAGCAUGUUCAAAACAACAUCUACGUGGCCACCGUCAAGGUCACAGAUGCUGGCGGCGUGUCCACCACAGCCAGCGUGGCCAUCACUUUGAAGGAAACCAACGACUUUCCCCCGACACCCUUCCCGCUCAGCGGCGCCGUGUGCAGGGAUGCGGGAAGGACGGCCUCCGGGUUGCUGCUGACCGCUGUGGACCACGACCUCCCUCCGCACGCGGCGCCGUUCGUCUUUGAAAUGCUCGACGACGUGUCAAUCAACUGGACUGUCAUCCGAGUCAACGACACGCACGCAAAGCUGCAGCCUCUCGUCCACUUGGAGGACGGAGAAUACACGGUCACGUUGCUGGUGUCGGAUUCUGGAAAGCCGCGCUUCAGCUCUUACGCCGACAUCAACGUGACGGUGUGUCUCUGCGACUCGCACGGAGAUUGCAAGUCUGAGGCGGGCGCCGUCUUCGCCUCCAGCGUGGGGAUCAGCUUCAUCGCCCUUAUUAUUAUCAUGGCCGCUAUUGGCCUCCUUCUCCUGUUGCUGCUCUUGGCCGUGGCGCUCAAGUCGUGCGGCAGACGCCACCGUAUCAAGAAAGGAAGCGGUCUGCUUGUGGCCGAUUCGGAAGACGACAUCAGGGACAAUGUCCUCAACUACGACGAACAAGGAGGCGGUGAGGAAGAUGAGAACGCCUUUAACAUCGACCUGUUGUGGAACCCUCUGGACGCCCCCGUGACCCCGGCGCCGUAUUACCCCGUCGCCCGAGGCAAGCAGCCCGUCAGGAGGGACGCGCCGCACGACCUGCCUUCUCCCGCCUACCCUCGGAGGCCCCCGGCGGAUCCCGCUGACAUCCAGGACUACAUCAGUGAGGGUCUGGAGGCGGCAGACAAGGAUCCGAACGUGCCGCCGUACGACACAGCCCUGAUCUAUGACUACGAGGGCGAGGGCUCCCUGGCGGGCAGCCUCAGCUCCAUCGCGUCGGCAAGCUCAGAUGAGGACCAGGACUACGACUACCUCAACGACUGGGGGCCGCGCUUUCACAAACUGGCCAACAUGUAUGACCCACGUUAGGUGGGAAGGGUGAGUGCUUUUACUGUUUCAUUGGACAAGAGGAGAUCGUUUUACCGCAGCACUGCUCUUAAACUGAUUUGUGAGAUGUUUGUGAAUAUUUCAAAGGGUGCAGAGGGAAAAAAAAAAAAAACAAGUAGGACCUCAACAUGUUCAAAAGAUGGAUUUGAUUUAUACCCAAACUUGGAUUGCUUGGGACGUGCGACUUUUUUUUUUAUAUGAUUAUUUUAUAAAAGGAAUUUGUUACUCAUGUUUAUUUGUUUGAUCAUAACACCUCCAUUCCAGCAUAUGUUACACUUCUGACGCAAAAUAUUACUUAACAAAACAAAUAGAUGCAGAGAAUUUGUCAAAGAGUCGAAUUAUUUCAUUAAUGCCGUACAAAGAAUGUAGAACUUAUUUUCAUAUUCCUCAGGGCACAACUUUAAUAAAACUUGGCUCAAAUAUAACAA
Messenger RNA from Syngnathus typhle (broad-nosed pipefish), 2936 nucleotides. RefSeq names its product cadherin 15, type 1, M-cadherin (myotubule) (gene cdh15). The transcript is spliced from 14 exons. The record is from RefSeq and is a predicted model, not a curated record. NCBI's taxonomy places the organism in Eukaryota, Metazoa, Chordata, Actinopteri, Syngnathiformes, Syngnathidae. The coding region runs from base 115 to 2490 and encodes 791 amino acids. Gene Ontology annotation, biological process: multicellular organism development; cell morphogenesis; homophilic cell-cell adhesion. Gene Ontology annotation, molecular function: cadherin binding; calcium ion binding. Gene Ontology annotation, cellular component: adherens junction; plasma membrane; catenin complex.